Messenger RNA from Hipposideros armiger (great roundleaf bat), 2920 nucleotides. RefSeq names its product actin related protein 6 (gene ACTR6). The transcript is spliced from 11 exons. NCBI's taxonomy places the organism in Eukaryota, Metazoa, Chordata, Mammalia, Chiroptera, Hipposideridae. The record is from RefSeq and is a predicted model, not a curated record. Bases 75 to 1265 code for a protein of 396 amino acids.
ACCAUAGAGUGCCGGAAAAACUGUGAGCACAAGUGUCAGGAAGAGAAAGCUAAGGCAGUGUGUUUCUUGCUAAAAUGACGACCUUAGUGCUGGAUAACGGAGCCUACAACGCCAAAAUUGGUUACAGCCAUGAAAGUGUAUCGGUUAUUCCUAACUGUCAGUUCAGGUCAAAAACAGCACGUCUUAAAACUUUUACUGCUAACCAGAUAGAUGAAAUAAAAGACCCUUCUGGGCUCUUUUACAUCCUUCCUUUUCAGAAGGGUUACUUGGUGAAUUGGGAUGUUCAAAGACAAGUUUGGGAUUACCUUUUUGGGAAAGAAAUGUAUCAGGUUGAUUUUUUAGAUACUAAUAUUAUUAUCACAGAACCAUAUUUUAAUUUCACUUCAAUUCAAGAAUCAAUGAAUGAAAUCUUAUUUGAAGAAUACCAGUUCCAAGCAGUAUUAAGAGUAAAUGCUGGGGCUCUCAGUGCACAUAGAUAUUUUCGAGAUAAUCCUUCCGAAUUAUGCUGUAUCAUUGUAGAUAGUGGAUAUUCCUUUACACAUAUAGUUCCCUAUUGCAGAAGUAAGAAGAAAAAAGAAGCAAUUAUUCGGAUAAAUGUGGGAGGAAAACUCCUAACCAAUCAUCUGAAGGAGAUCAUAUCUUACAGACAGCUACAUGUUAUGGAUGAAACUCACGUAAUUAAUCAAGUAAAAGAAGAUGUAUGCUAUGUGUCUCAGGAUUUUUAUAGAGAUAUGGAUAUUGCCAAGAUGAAAGGAGAAGAAAAUACAGUAAUGAUAGAUUAUGUUUUGCCUGACUUUAGCACAAUUAAAAAGGGCUUUUGUAAGCCAAGGGAAGAGAUGGUGUUAAGUGGAAAAUAUAAAUCCGGGGAACAAAUUCUUCGCCUGGCCAACGAGAGAUUUGCUGUUCCAGAAAUACUCUUUAAUCCUUCUGAUAUAGGCAUUCAGGAAAUGGGGAUUCCAGAAGCUAUUGUCUAUUCAAUUCAGAACUUACCUGAAGAAAUGCAGCCGCAUUUUUUUAAGAACAUUGUUUUGACAGGAGGAAAUUCCCUUUUCCCAGGAUUUAGGGAUCGGGUUUAUUCAGAAGUUCGAUGUCUCACUCCAACCGAUUAUGAUGUUUCUGUUGUGCUGCCUGAAAACCCUAUUACUUAUGCCUGGGAAGGUGGAAAAUUGAUAUCAGAAAAUGACGAUUUUGAAGAUAUGGUGGUAACAAGAGAAGAUUAUGAAGAAAAUGGACAUAGCGUCUGUGAAGAGAAAUUUGAUAUUUAAGAAACAUUUCUGAAUGAACCUUUUGCCUAGUUGUGACAAAGAUUUAAUUUCAGUGUUCUUUUUAAAAGGAGGUUCAGAACCUGUGUUACCUUUCAUCUUAAGAUAAAGUCUUAACCUAUGUAAAUACUUCGCUUGCUCCAUGGGUAAUUUUUCAAAGGCUUCAAAGCUAGGUUAUUAAGUAAACUAACUCAGCCCAUAUUUGCGUUUCGGACCUAGACUGCCAUCACAAUGCUUAUGCUGUUUCUGAGAGCAGGUUUUCUUUCAUUAGAAGAUGAAAGAUUGAAUGCGUUUUAAGUUUAAUUCUUCAUAGCUGAAAGCAGAAACUUAACUGUCUCACUGGUCAAUUUUCCUAGAAGGUAGUUUUGUGUGACUGUGACUAGGAAUGGGCCAUUUCUUUUAGGUUGGUGUCAUUUCUUUCUUUUUUUUAGAAUUAAGUAUUUUAAAGUUUUCAUUUUUAUUUGUAUAUACAAAAGUUGGAAAGACUAAUCUUGUGGGUGUUUAAUGUUUAUUUUUUACGCAGAGUAAGUUUGUAAGGGUAGGCACUAAAAGCAUUUUUGCUCGUACUGUGUUGGCAGAAGUGUAUCAUUAUUUCACUCAAUAAAACUGGUACAGUUUUUAGGUUGGAAAGAAAUUUGAAGUUAACUUGGGGUUGCUUAAAAACUCUUGAUACAAAUGUCAGUGUUUAGUUUUAAAAACGCUUAUAUAAUCCUCAGUAAGCAUAUUAAGGUGGUAAAGGCUAUGGCUCUCCAAUUUAAGGAAACAGCUAUCAGUGACCUUAAUGAGUGGAUCGGGUAGGCUUCUUUGAUUGCAAACAGUAGAAACUCAUUUGGGCUAUUCUAAGCCAAACAAAAUUUAUCAGCAGGACCGAGGACAGCUCAUAAAAAUUGAAGAAAAGGCUGGACCAGCAGUCUUAGAAAGAAUAAAAACCAGAUAAUCUUAGGAAUUGAGGGACAGUCCUUACAGAGCACUGCCGUCAAAAUACUUCAGCUUCUGUAUUUUCUAUCUUGUGUUAUUGUGCUCAUGAAUCAAAUUCCUCCCAGUCUCCUUACCCUAGUUAGGAUUAUGCGCCUGCCCCAUGGCUUUGGGGACUUUGACAGUCUACUAAGAUAGCCUGCAGUGAAAAGAGGUAGUUUCCCAAAGGAAAGUCAAGGUGGAGAGAGAGAUGCUGGAUGGGGUGAAGGCGCUGUCUACUACAAUCAUAUUUGGAUUGUGUUGGGUUAGGGCCUGGUCAGUCCUGCCUAGACCAAGGCUGGUUGUCAUUAUAGAAUUGCAAUUGAUUGUGUUUGUGUGAUUCCCAGUUCCUAGCAUAUAAUCUGUGGACAGUGUAGCAAAAAGAUGCUGGUACCAUAAAAGAAUUUUUGCAACCAUGCAGUAUAAUAGUGCUAGAAUUUCAAGGUGAUGUGCUUGGAGGUAAAGAGAUAAGCCCCCCCAUAACCCCCAUUUAAAGGGCUUUCCUUGACUUGUCAGAACCUCAUCUUGGACAGGCAGCAUACUGUCAUCACCAACCAGGGUGUUCUCCCCGUGAGAAACUGGGGCAUUCCUCAAAGCUGCAUUCCCCAAACAUGCCCCAGCCUGAAGUCUUCUGUUAUGUCCUGCUGAGAAUGAUGGCUGUGUGUUUACAUCCUUACUACAGUAAACUGUAAUUUCUGUAUACA